AUGACUCCUUUGACCGGAGUUCGAGCAUCAAACAAGCAACUCACAGCUGCUACAGUCCCGCAAGUCGCCGUUUUCGUCGGUGCAACAGCAGGAAUUGGCAAGGCAGCCCUGACAGAGCUUAUCUCUACCGGCUUCCCUGUGAAGGCGUACAUAAUCGGUCGCGAUGAGGCAGCGUUCGAGCCUGCUCUGAGCGAGUUGAGGGCUUCAUACUCAUCUGCCAUAUUGGUAUUUCUUCAGGGGGAGAUCUCUUUGCUGGCCGAAGCCAAGCGCCUGACGAAUAUUAUCCUUAGGCGUGAGGGCUAUAUUGACUUGCUUUUCCUCUCGGCUGGCUUCCUCCCUUUCCUUGGACGGCAGGGUACGUCAGAACCAACCAAAAUCACAAUUUCUUUGCUCGUCCAUGUUCAGCUCAAACAGCUUAUCCAUCCAACCAAGAUUGUUUGGCUGCUGAUAACUUUUACACCAAUUGCAGAAUCUACAGAAGGCGUUGAGCUAUCCACAGCCGUGGCGUACUACAGCCGACAGAUUUUCAUCCGCCGUCUCCUUCCCCUCCUCCGGGCCAAAGCCAAAACGACUCAGUCCCAACAUGAUGCGUCUUUCCGGCCGCGGAUCGUGAACGUACUCGCUGCGGGUGCUGAAACGAGUACCGAAAACCUAUUCCUCGACGACCUGCAGCUCAAGCAGGACGGCCAUUUCAGUGUCCCUAGCUAUGCGGGGCAUGUUGCUACCAUGACCUCCGUCAGCCUCAGGCGGUUAUCCGAGGAGGCAGAAAACAAGAAUAUCGUGGUGAUACACCACCACCCUGGCCUGGUGUAUACUGAGAUCUUCAAGAAAAGCUGGGGCGAUCAAUGGGACAGCAGCAGAGAACAUGCUAGACCCCCUGCCCCGGAUGAUAUUGAGCGCUCGACUCCUGCUGAAGCUGGGGAGCGCGCGCUUUACCUGAUGACGAGUGCUAAGUAUGGUGGGGUGGGUGUUCCAAUGGGGGAGGGGGAGGCUGCUGGGCUGACUGUUCGCGGGACGAGGGAUGGGUCUCUCCUAUGUGUGGGCGAUAAGCUAGAGACAUUGAGCAGCGUUUCUCGGAUUCUUGACUCUCUUGAAGACAGCGGGGCUGCUGAGACGAUCUGGAGUUAUACUGACAAGGUCAUUGGGGGUUACUUGUAA
This is a messenger RNA of Aspergillus oryzae RIB40, 1158 nucleotides long. RefSeq lists its product as uncharacterized. NCBI's taxonomy places the organism in Eukaryota, Fungi, Ascomycota, Eurotiomycetes, Eurotiales, Aspergillaceae. The transcript has a single exon. Gene Ontology annotation, biological process: secondary metabolic process. The record is from RefSeq and is a predicted model, not a curated record. Bases 1 to 1158 code for a protein of 385 amino acids.